AAGAGAAAAAUUGGAGAGGAGUCGCUACAACAAUACGUCCCUCGUUUCGACGCGAUGGACCGUCGUCGAGUCGUCGACACAUAGUUCCAUUCUACUUUGAUGUGGCGAACAACAAAGAUGACCGAUUUCAAGGACGUCGCUUCCAUGAACGCCGCGAGAAAUCCUGUCCCUUAUCCUUCUCUGAUCGCAUACGGAAAUAAAAGCGUAGAAUUGGGAAUCAUGAAGGACGCAAUAAAUAUGUACCAGGACAGUUUUCUGGAGAGAGAAAAGAUACUGGAGGAAGAAAAACGAAAGCUGGAGGAAUUAAAUUAUCAAGUGUGGUCGCUGGAGGAUUCGUUGUGCGAACAGAUAUGGCAAUUCUCGCGCGAACAUGAUUUCUCUGCUAUCUUUCAAUAUCACCCCUUCGUUAUUGACUGUGCAAAGCAAAGAAGCAACUGUAAAGAUGGUACAGUUACGGAAAGGAACUCCGAGCUGAUUGAUCUCACGAACGAAAUCGAAGUUAUCGAAGCGGAAAUGAUUGAUCUUAAUCAGGGAGAGGACGUCAAACGAGAGGUGGAAAGCGCCUUAACGAAAUUACGAAAGUUGCAACUGACUUCGGAUAAUAUUACAGAAUUACUGAGACUGAUACGUCCCUCAGAGUCUUUGUGCAAACGCGUAACGAUAUCGAUGCCGAUAUACGACGAAAUAAUUCCUAAUGAUAUAAAUAAAAUCAAACGAUAUAAGAAUGAUCCAGGCCACGCAAAACAAGUGGAGACCAACAAAUUGGAUGUUACGCCUAAGAAGAAAUUAGUACUUACGACUCCUACGAAUUAUCCUCAGUUGUCCCUUGAAAGAAGUAUUAUGUUCACUUCGAAUACGUUCACGAGCAACGAGAAGUUCAAAAAUUUUACUCUAAAGAAACGCAGCAAGAUUUCCAUCAGAUUUCAAGAGUACCGUGAGCAUAAGCAAUAAUUAUUAUUAACAAUCAAGACAAGUAUAUUCGCACAUAUUCGAUGUUUAAAGAUGACCAAAGAAUUUGAUUUCCAAUAUAGAUAUUACAAAUUUAUUAUAAUAUAAAAUAAAAAGUCAUUAUAACGA
This is a messenger RNA of Temnothorax curvispinosus, 1077 nucleotides long. RefSeq lists its product as uncharacterized. The transcript has 7 exons. The coding region runs from base 100 to 951 and encodes 283 amino acids. NCBI's taxonomy places the organism in Eukaryota, Metazoa, Arthropoda, Insecta, Hymenoptera, Formicidae. The record is from RefSeq and is a predicted model, not a curated record.